Plasmodium cynomolgi strain B is the source of this 2150-nucleotide messenger RNA. RefSeq lists its product as hypothetical. The coding region runs from base 594 to 2150 and encodes 518 amino acids. The record is from RefSeq and is a predicted model, not a curated record. Gene Ontology annotation, biological process: dolichyl monophosphate biosynthetic process. NCBI's taxonomy places the organism in Eukaryota, Apicomplexa, Aconoidasida, Haemosporida, Plasmodiidae. The transcript is spliced from 17 exons. Gene Ontology annotation, cellular component: endoplasmic reticulum membrane. Gene Ontology annotation, molecular function: dolichol kinase activity.
AUGAUAAGGGGGAUACUAAUCUCAUUGAUCCUAACCACGGAAGUGCGGAGGAAAUUCCUAUAUGCCAACCACUGCACAUACCUAUGGGUGUUGCUAACGCUGUUGUGCAGCGUGUUGGUUGUCUCUCUCGUGGCACACAACAGGAAAGGAAGUAAACGAAAGUGGAGGAUUAAAGAGAAGGGUUUUUCUCCGGGGACAGAAAAUGAAAGAAGUCCACGUAGAGGUGGUAAUCCAUUUAGGAGUCCCACCUUAACCAUCGGGGGGUAUCACCACAGGGAAAAAAUCACACAAGGGUUCCUGAACCAAAAGGGGGAUCCCACCUUUCUGCGUUUGUACGAGAAGGGGGUUAUUGGCGCUUGGGAGUUGCUCCUUCACAUAUAUGGCGCCAACUUGUUCGCGUCUUUUUUUUUCCCCUUCUUUUCAACCCUGCUGGUUUCGAAGUAUGACGUUUUAAACUCUGGUGCGCGGCGAAGCUGUCCCUUGCCCUCGUGAACGAGUUCCUCCUCGGCAGCGUCUUCCUGCGAUACGUGCGAGUGAACGCCUGGGCCUACCUCCUCUUCCACGGCUUCCUCUUUCUCGCGACGCUGGGCGCAAUGCGAAUUCACGAGAGCUUGGCCACCUGUUCCCUCUGGUUUGUGCUCAACUUUGCCUUUUAUCACAUGAUCGCCAUAGGGGCCUUUCGGCUGACGGAUGGGGUGUUUUCCUUCCUGGAGGGGGCGACGGCCCUCAGUUUGACCCUCUACGCCGCAAGCUGCGCGUACUUGCUGCGUCGAGCCGACGACCAGAAGGGGAAGCUCCUCAUCGCUUCGCUGGCGUUCCUUCUGUACAACAUGCUCAACCUCGGCACAAGACGAUACGAUUCCGUGAGUGAAUCGGACACAAGCGCGAUGCAAACGAUAGUCCACCUUCUAUGGCACCAACAGAAUUAUUUUUUAAUUUUGGGCUGGCUCGUCAUCACAACUCUGUACAUAAUUUACAUUGCCAAGUUGGUGAGGAGAAAUGGGAGCCUGUCUUAUCUGAGGAAGCACUAUCAUUUCCUGCUUUUUGUGAAUGCCCAGCUGUCUUUUUUCUUGGGGAAGGUGGAGCUCCUUGUGGUGACCCUCUCCUUCGCGUUUCUCCUGCUGCUACUCCUGGAAGUCGCGAGAAAAAUCGGCCAAGCGCUGUCACCGGAUCGCAACACGCUGCAUAAGUUCAUCACCAGUUUUAUUGACGAUAGAGAUAGGAGGGGCCUGGUCGUUACGCACAUUUACCUUUUGGCUGGGGUGUACAUCCCAAUCGUCGCGGACGCACUGUUGAACAACAAGAACUACCUGCGCAAGGGAACCCGAAGUGUCUUCCUCUUCCGGGACGCCGACCUGCUUCUCUACAGCUCGGGGAUGAAUGCCAUAUGCAUAGGCGACUCAUUUGCAGCCAUCGGGGGGCUUCUGUUCCCCACCCCGAAGAUCAAAAAUACGAACAACAAGUCGUACGCAGGAUUUCUCUUUUUUUUUUGUUCUACAUUUUUAUCGCUUUUGCUUGAGAGCUACUUCGUUCAAAAAACGCCGUUGGCCAGUUUGACCGCCAUAUUUAUGAUGUCCCUCUUCGGUGCCCUAUUCGAGGUACCAUCGGACAUCACAAUUCUCGAGCACAAGUACGCGAAAAAGAAUGAGAAAAGAAGAGUCAAUUUUUUUAAGAGGCUGUUUAUCCAUUUUUCCUUUUUCACCAUUGGAAAUAACUGCAACAAAUUGAGCAGCCAUGACGUGAUAAAGGUCCUUUCGAAUGUGUAUGCAGAUGAUCCAAGUGAAAGUAAAAAUAUGAACUCGAUUAAUAUUAUUAACAUUUUAAAUACAAGACAGAGGGAUAUCGAGAAGCAGGUCCAGUGCAAGCUGUGGUCCUUUCUGGGCUUCCUACUGCUGCCCCUGUACAGCCUGAACAAGUUCAAAUACUACGACGCCAAGAGCAAAAUGAUCGUCGCACCCUUUUUUUCCAUCGCGGGGAUUUACCUGGGCUCCUUCCUCGGGAACGUGGCCACGGGCAGUUUUUUGUUUUUCCGUUUGGACAUUGCCCUGUAUGUACACGUCGUCCCGUCUUUUCCGUCGCGCAGAUUUUCGGACUACAAACGAUCGAAGUUUCUUGGGACGCUACCGGCACACGUUUUUUUGAAGGAGUGA